AUGGAGGAGACUGACUCGGCGCUAACUGAGCGUCCGGUGAAGCGGGUGCGUCAGGCCUGUGAGCCUUGCAGACGCAAAAAGGCUAAAUGCCCUGGAGAGCAGCCGAUCUGCACUCUGUGUGCCAGACUGCAUCAAAAAUGUCUGUAUGCCGAAGAACGGCGUCGGCCACCUGCUCCCGAGAACAACUCAACUCUCCAUGUUCCAGAUCAUAGCACCUCGCGGGCUCUGUGUAUCACUUUACAGGAAGAUAGACUACGAAGCCUUGAAGGAAAGGUGGGAGAAGUCCUUGAUGUGCUUGGUGGCAGCUCAAGAGCUGAGCCACCAAUGGCGACGGAGACUCUCCUGCCUACAGUCAUAUUACCUGGAUCAGGUCCAUCCGCUGUCUUGCCACCAUGGGAAGAAAUCGUGCCCAUUGCAGAGCUAUAUCUACUCUAUUGUGAUUCCCAGCCUCUGCCACUGUUUCAUCGGGGCACAUUUCUUGCCACUCUUCAGAUGCGUGAGCCUGAGAUUAUUUACGCUAUGCUGGCUCUAAGCUUGCGGUUCUCAGAUGCUUAUACCGAUAUCAAUGAACUCAUCGAACUUGUGAAUGGCUACGCAGAAGUGGCUCGCGGUCUCGUCAUGAAAAGAAUCGCCGAGGGGCCAGUAGAGCUCUCGACACUGCAAUGCCUAUGUCUUUUGAGUUUGGUUGACUUUACGAAUGGCAGCACCCAUCGUUCAAGUAUCCACAGUAGCCUUGCAAUGAACCUUGCACAGUGCGCGAACCUUGGUUCUGAGUCACGCUCCUCGAUGAGUGCGAUGGCUCGCGAAGAGCGCCGGCGCUGUUUUUGGAGCAUCUGUCUCCUCAAACGACUACAUGGUGGCGAAUUCUCUCUUCUUGAUGUGCCCCAGGACGGAGGCCCUCCUUAUCCAGCAAGCCCAACACUUCCAGCCCGGCUUCUUUCUCCAGGCCCGUCCACUCUAGAGAUGCGCAGAAGCGAUAUUCAGGAUCAAGGCAUCAUCACCUACGUGAUAAUGCUGAGCGAGGUAUUUGCCAGAACGACACGAUAUGUUCGGCUUCAUGGCCGACCCAGCAAUGUUCCACCGUGGUCUCCGCAUUCUGAAUACUCCAAAAUCCUUAACUUGCUGAUGGAAAUCGAGACACGCGUGCCUUACACACACCGCUUCAAGCCCGCCAAUCUCGGUGAGCGGUCUCUCGAGGAACUACAGGCUAAUCGGGAGUACUGGGGCCCAUGGUUCCUGAACCAGCUCAUGUACCACACUAUUUUGUGCCUCCUGAAUCACCCCCUUCUGCUUUCUCUGAGUCUUCGCAAUUUCCGAAGCACGAUCCCUGAAAUCUUCCUCCAGCAUACUUCCGACUUGAUCUCCUCGCACACGACCUGGAUCCUUCAUUUCCUCAACUACUUCGAAGAGAAAUCGUUUUUGGUAUCGGAUCCGCUACUGGGAUAUUGCGCUGCCGUCGUGGCAACCAUCGAGCUGCAGCUGAGCUUCACCGAGAAUCCCACGAUCAGGGAGCAAAAACGAGAUAGGUUCGCCAAAUGUGUCAGAUUCGUACAGCAAACAGGUGAGAGGUGGCCCCAUAUGGCCCGAUUGGCACAUCGACUGCAGCGGCUGGAAGACGCCGUCUCAGCAACCUACCAGUCCGACCCAGGCGCACAAAACCAGAGCCUCCUCAUCGAUCUUUCUCGAUUCUGGGAAAUUCUUGAAUAUCCGUCCAACAGUGACUCCGACUCUGCUCGGCGUCUGUUUGGAAACUCGCUCUAUGCCGGGCCUACCUCAGCCGCUGGAGAAGUGUCUCAAACGUCUCCCUUGCCUGCUCCGACUCGCUUGAAUGCCCAGGAAGAUGCCCCAUCUGGCCUCCGGCCUGAUGGAUUCUCUACCAAUACUGCUUUCCCGAGCUCCCAGGUUUAUUCGGGCAGCUCGAUUGUCUCGCCACAGCAAUUGAGUCUCUCGAAUGAUGAGUUUUCUAUUCUUGCGACGAAUUUCUUUUCGCAGGGGCAGGAAUUUCUUCGCAGUGGUGUCAAUUGGGAGGAGAGUAUUGGCAAUUUCUAG
This is a messenger RNA of Penicillium alfredii, 2049 nucleotides long. RefSeq lists its product as uncharacterized. The record is from RefSeq and is a predicted model, not a curated record. Bases 1 to 2049 code for a protein of 682 amino acids. Gene Ontology annotation, cellular component: nucleus. Gene Ontology annotation, molecular function: zinc ion binding; DNA binding; DNA-binding transcription factor activity, RNA polymerase II-specific. The transcript is spliced from 6 exons. NCBI's taxonomy places the organism in Eukaryota, Fungi, Ascomycota, Eurotiomycetes, Eurotiales, Aspergillaceae. Gene Ontology annotation, biological process: regulation of DNA-templated transcription; DNA-templated transcription.